This is a messenger RNA of Pyricularia pennisetigena, 1026 nucleotides long. RefSeq lists its product as uncharacterized. The transcript is spliced from 2 exons. The record is from RefSeq and is a predicted model, not a curated record. NCBI's taxonomy places the organism in Eukaryota, Fungi, Ascomycota, Sordariomycetes, Magnaporthales, Pyriculariaceae. Bases 1 to 1026 code for a protein of 341 amino acids.
AUGAAGAGCAUCACCGCCAUCCAGCUCAUGUCCAUGCUUCUCAUGGCACCCAUGGGCAUCAACGCCUACAAGGUUCCUGUCAUGAAGGUGGACAGGGCAGAAUUCAAGGACGAAAACACCAUCACCUACCGGGAUCCUAACAAGCCCGGUCGCACCACGUGGGGAUGCGACCCGGCAGACGGUGACUACCUCGCCCUCAACGCCGACAAGUCCUAUGCCACCUGCUGUCAGGCCCCCAAAUCCGUCCUGGUCGGGUCGGCCGAGACCGAGUUCCACUGCUGCAACCCGCGCGAGGACGUCGCGCUCAACGCCCAGGGUGCCUUGGACUGCUGCCCCGUCGGCCAGAUCUUUGGCGGCGCGUGCAAGGAGCUCUGCCAGAACGGAAAGGAGUUCGACGCCAAUGGAAACUGCGUCUGCCCCAAGGGCCAGGAGGUCAAGCCGGAUGGUAGCUGCGGUCCCGCGGACAAGGCUGACGAGGACAAGACGGAUGAGAAGAAGCCGGACCCAGCCGCUUGCAGCUCUGGCCUGCAGACCGGAAAAUGCUACCAGUUCAAGGGCAAGGAGACGGGCAAGCUCCUCUCGUACGUCAACGGCCAGUACUCGGAGUCCUCUCCCGGCAAGACCGUCUUCCCCGGCAAGUUCAAGUUCUGCCGUGACGAGGCCUGCCGCCCCGGCCUGCCCGUGAACCCCAGCAACCAGGUGCACAUCAAGGAUCUCAACGGGCCCAACCGCGAGCUGUCGAACCAGUGGCUCAACGCGGCGCUCAACGGCGCCCACAUCUCCAAGACGCCCGACUUCGCCAAGGCCGGCUCCUUCUCCAUCUCCAAGUGGACCUGCGGCACCUACUGCCUGACGGGCUUCAUCCACGGGCUCGACAUCGCCUGCCCGGCCACGGACCCGUCCAUCAGCUUCUACACCAACGGCGCCGCCGAGGCCUGCGUGCCUUUUGAGCUCAUCGAGGUCCCCUGCGACAUCAGGGACGACGCCAACAACUGCCUGUGGGACCGUCCCAUCAACAAGUGCUAG